Molecule: messenger RNA, 4044 nt
Organism: Bathycoccus prasinos
Lineage: Eukaryota; Viridiplantae; Chlorophyta; Mamiellophyceae; Mamiellales; Bathycoccaceae
Exons: 2
Coding region: 1-4044 (1347 amino acids)
Source: RefSeq, a predicted model, not a curated record
AUGUUGUCCACGAACACCAAAGACACCAAAAAGAACGCAUCAUCGAGUAAAACAAUCCAAGUCUUCUCGAAAACUCGCGAACCAAUCUUCGGUUCAUUCGAUUGUCUUUACAAAGAAACUCACGACGUUUCCCCGCUCGGAAUAUCGAGUUUACCGCAAAUAGGCAAGCUCACCAUCCACAGAACGUUCGCGAUCUUUACGAGUUCCUUCAACGGCACCAUAUCGAGGAAAUUAAAACAGAGAGAUUUAGAUUCCAUCGACGCGCGGUCGAGAAUAAGCUUGAUCUUUAAAGAGAAAGAACGGGAAAGAGCGAAACUUUUGACAAGAAGGAGCAGCAAGUUGGAAAACGUCGAGGAAAAUGGUGAAGACGCGAAGGCGAAUACUGCGAGCAACGAUGCGAUAAAAAACGAGAAAACUUCACGGGAAAAAGGAAAAACGUUUCAGUUACAAUUCGUGGACAACACGGAGUGCUUCGAACGGUUGGUGAAGAAGUGGAAGUUGGAGCGCGGGAGGCGGCCGCGGAACGAAGAGAAGGAGGAUUUUGCGGGCGGGGAGGAGGAGGAAGACGCCACGACCGAGAAUAAUACUAAUACGAACGAUGGAGGAGAGAAAACGAACGAGGAUGGCGACGAUGAUGUUGACUUGAAACGCAUCGCGUAUAAGCCGGCGAAAGGAGCGCAACUUCGCAGAAACGAUUCGACGUUAGACGGAGAUUUGGACGAUUUGAACGACGAAAGCGCGAGCGCGUACGGAGCCGCGGACGCGCUCAUUCGAACGAUGGAAACGAUGGCAGGUAAACUUCCGUUCGGUGCGGGGAAGAAAGCGAAGUACGCGGCGUAUUUUCUCAGGCAACAAAUCAAAGCGACGAGACGCAUGACGAAGAAAUCGGUCAAGUAUACCAUGCGAUACGUGAAUCGACGCUCGCGAGAGUUGGCGUUGGCGAGGAAACGGCAAUCGGCGAAAAGCGCGGUUUUCCGGAAAGUCGAAGCCGUGGACGUGGAAAAAGAAGUCUCGAAAACGUUGUUUGUUCGUUUGAUUCGAGCGAAGAACGUGCUCGCCAUGGACGACGGCGGCACGUCCGAUCCGUUCACGGAAAUCCGUUUCCGCGGAUUACAAAACGUUUCCAGAACGAUCGAGAAAACGUGCGAUCCAGAGUGGGAGCAAACGUUUACGUUUAACAUUCCAAACGGGAAACGCGUUUUAGACGCGUCCGAUGCGGUCGAGUUAUACGUGUACGACCGAGACCAAGCUUUGAAUGAUUUCAUCGGCUACGCCAAACUCGAUUUAGAAGGAGAAGAGGUGCAAGACGAAGAGUCGAUGAAAUUAAACCGCAAAAAAAUGUCGAGCGCGUGGAAACGCGUGGACUCAGCCUCGGAAGGAGGCUUGAUUGUUCCUUCGACAAAACUUUUAAACGAAUCGUUCGAAAGCGAAAACGGCGGCGAAAGUCCUUCUCUCGGGAUCUCCAAGGAUAAGAAACCGAUACCGCCAGUCGCGACGAAAGUUCGAUACGAUAAACACACGGGUAAAAAAUACACGCAAAAAACCAUCCAUCUCUCCUCUUUGCCGGAAAACCAACAACCGUCGUUCUUCGAUGUGAAUCAUUUGAAAGAAAAGCUGAUGUUUUGGGAAGGCGAGAGAAAGUUUACCGGGACAAUCACGUGCGAGUAUUGGUUCGGGUCGAGACACGACGCGGAGUUUCGAGCAUCCGCGCAGCCGAAAUUGAGAACCGCGAAUAACGAACUGACUGCUUCAAUUCAACACUAUUGCGACCCGGUGACGGCUUUGCUAAGAGUGGACGUUCGCGCGGGGAGAAAUAUCGUCAACUUGGAUUGCGAUAAAGGCGAAGACGGGUCCGAAGGCGGGAGCGACCCGUACGUUGAAGUCAGCGUCAUCGACGCCGUCGAUCGAUCCAAGGUGAAGAAAUCGACGCAUUACAUCGAAGACUCGAGGAACCCGUUGUGGAAUCGAACGUUUACGUUCCUGACUUCGCAACCGUAUUCAAACACCAUGCAGCUUAAGUGUUACGAUUACGACGGCGCGACGAGUUUUGACGACGUCAUCGGGUGUUAUUCCGUUCCCUUUGCCACGAACCUGCCGUAUCGAUGGGUCACUUUGAGACACCCGAAAACUGGGUCGGAGAAGAACGAGUUUGGCGUUCCGUACGGGGAAAUCGAAGUCAGAGCGUACAUCGACGAGGAGUAUUUCGACCACUUACACGGUGGAAACGCGACGAGAGCGGUUGGGAAACUCUCCGUGGAUAUUCUCGAGGCAAACGGGAUCGAUAAGAUUCCGCAAGGCGCGUAUUGCGUCUGUAAGAUUGGUCCGUAUUGGUCGAGGUUGGAAACGGUGAAGAAGACCGAGUUUAGCGGGGAAUUAGGUGACGAAGACAUGCAGAAAGUAUCAGAAGACGACGACGACGAUGGUGUUGAUGCCGGAGGCGACGAAGGAGAAGAUGGUGAAGCGAGGCCUCCGAAACCAAAAGCUCUGAACGACGACGCGCGCCGGGCAAAGAAAAUCGCCAAGAUGAUUGAAAACGCAAACAAGAUUCGAUGGAACAAACGUUUAAUUUACCCGGUCUCUGAACCGUCCGACGAGGUCAUCGUCUCCGUCUUCGACGCCGAAAACGACGACGUCAUUGGCACGAUCAAGUUACCUUUGUCGUGCAUGGAAGACGGCGUGCGAUACGAAAACGAGUGCGUGUUGAUGAUGAACGCCAACGUCGCCAUCGGCGAUAUCGUCAAAAAUGGCACUUUAACGUUAGCCUUUACGUUUACACACUUCAAAGGCGGCGCUCUGGUUGCUCGAAAGUACAUAAAACCAAAGUUACCGGCGAAAUGGUACUUUUAUCCUCUCUCGCCGAACGAAACGCAACGCGUGCUCAGAGCGCAAAAAGACGUCUUGGUGAAGAAGCUUUUACAAGCCAAUCCACCCAUACCAGAAAAAGUGUCGCAACACAUCUUGGCGUAUUCUCAACACACGGUCAACGUCAUGAGCAUUAAGAGCUCUAUUGCGAGACUGGAGAAAUCCAUGUCCGGUUUCGUUAAUUUGCACCAAGGCUUGACGUUUACGUUCUCGUGGGAAUCGAUUCCGUUGACGGUUUUAGCGCAAUGCUUGUUGGUGUUUUGGAUUUAUCACCCCGAGUGGUUGAUCCCAUCGUUUUGUUUUGGUUUAGCCAUGAACGCUUUGCUGUUAUUCCCGGGUCGAUAUCAGCGCGUGUUGGACCGAAUGGUACCGAACGAGUUCCUUUCGGUUGGCAUCGCGGCGGCGCCGGAGGACAUCGACGACGCGUUGAAAUUAAAAGAUCAAGAAGAUCGAGAAAAAGAGAUUGAAUCAAAAGAUGCGCGCAUGGCGGCUAAUCUCGAUUCGGACGGCGAGGAUUUUGACGACAAAGAAAAGGCGGCGAAAGACGCCAAAGAGGCGGAGAAGAAGAAGAAAAGUAUGACCAAGCCGAAGGAAGCGGCGACGUGGGAUUCAAUCAAUCCCAUCGCGCAGUUGCAAAAACAGUUGGAAGAAGUAAAACUGUUAAUCACGCAAUCGCAGUCGAUCUUAGAUCAAGUCGCUGGUGGUGUCGAGCGCUUCAUCGGUAUCUUCACGUGGGCAGAACCGCGAGUGACGGCGAUGACCAUUCUCGUCGUCUUGGCGUUGGGUUGGGCGACGUUGUACAUUCAAACCAUCGUCCGAGUUGGUUUCGAAUUGAUGACGGGCGUCGUCGCCAAAGUCGUUUUCAAGAUUGUCACCCCAGAGAGAGUGAAAUUCGCGUGCACGUGCGGCCUCUUGUGGCUCUUACGUCAUCCGGCCAUCUUUCCGGACGACGUGCGAAGAGCCAUCCAAGAAGAAAAGAACGCUCGAAUCGAAGCGCAACUCGCCGCCGAGGCGAAGAAAGCGAGCGGGGAAAUGAACGCCCAACCGGAAGAGGUUGAUUUGGAAUUAGAAGAGGCGCUUAAAGACGCGCCGCCGAAGGUGGACUACUUGUUCGACCCGAGACCAAUGCCGCCGUUGAAUGUAUUUUUUAGAAUUCCGACGAGGAGUUCGCAGCUCGUGUAG